This is a messenger RNA of Uranotaenia lowii, 1405 nucleotides long. RefSeq lists its product as uncharacterized. The transcript is spliced from 2 exons. Gene Ontology annotation, cellular component: ubiquitin ligase complex; nucleus; cytosol. Gene Ontology annotation, molecular function: ubiquitin conjugating enzyme binding; cyclin binding; ubiquitin protein ligase activity. The record is from RefSeq and is a predicted model, not a curated record. Lineage: Eukaryota; Metazoa; Arthropoda; Insecta; Diptera; Culicidae. Gene Ontology annotation, biological process: protein monoubiquitination; protein polyubiquitination; protein autoubiquitination. Bases 1 to 1365 code for a protein of 454 amino acids.
AUGCCUAUCGGAAACAUAGAUCGUGUGCUUGUUGAACUACGACCGAGACUGCAAAGUGCCAACUUUUUCAUACUAUUUAGUAUUCGAUUUGCUGAGAUAAGGAAUACAAAAAUCGAUUUGGGCUCAGAUCGAAUAAUAAUCAGCACCCAGAACAAUGACGAACGUUAUGAGCUUCGAAUGGGUGAUUAUUUUAAACUGCACACCCAAACAUUGAGCUCGUUGCUGAUCAAGAAUAACUACAUUUGCUUCCGAAUCAAUACCAACGAGAACAAAUUCCACUCGGAGGUGCUGGCGAUCAAUGAAUACAAUGCCUGUACCAAUUUGAGACUGGAAUGCGCUCUGGAAGUGAACGUUAACUAUAAGAUAGUAUGUAGCAAUUGCGAAAACCCUCUCAAUGAGCAACCAGUGGCAUUUGACAGGAUCCUGGAACUACCCUCAGAUACUAUGGACAGUAGCGAUUGGUACUGCCAUAAGCAUCCCCAUCAGAAUGGCAGCAGUGAAGGAAACACCGAGAACGAAGUAUGUUCCUCCAAGGCGCCACAUUCGAGCCGCUACACCCCAACCGAACAGGAUUUAUAUUACGGGCCGUUCUAUGCGCUGUUGGAUGGAAAACACAUGAAACGAGUUCAUUUGAAGGCGGAUAGGUUUUUCUACUGCAAACGCUGCCUGCAGUAUUUGGGAAUCAUGAAACGUAAUCAAAGUGCAAAGAUCUGGUACGAGAACUUGAGAUUCGAGAAGCAAAUUGAGAAAAUAGUAGAGCCAAACACAGUCUCGAUGAGUCUGUUCAAAGUUGAACAAAACUUGGCGCACUUCCAGUAUCUGGUGCGCAAAACUGUAAACGAUUUCAACUUUAUCUCACAUCUCGGAUUACCACCAAUUUUUAAAAUCAUUUUCGAGAUGCGUCGACCCGGUUUGAACGGAGACGUGUUUUACAUGCUGAUGCAGAUAAUGGAUGCCAAUCUAAAUGUUUUCAAAAUCUCCCAGCCUUCCUCAGAUUCUGAAGAUUCUUCGUCCUCCGACCAUUCAAGUAGUAGUCAGAGACCACAGACCAGCAGACAAUCUACUGAUGACAACGAAGUUGACGAUUCAGAUGAUAACGAAGAAGAGCAGCAAUCAAGCGAGAAAGUUCACAAAAUUAUUCAUCUAGACAGGCACCGGGCGAUGAAGGUUAUGUAUCGGUACGAGAAGUUUGACCAUCAGCCCAUAAUCGACUUUUGGAUGCAGGACUACAAUGUGGUUAACGUGGAAAUAUCGGAGCAGAUGUUCCGAACCGCGGUUCGCUAUUUGGAUAGCAAUUCGAACUACGUACCCGAGUGCUAUCGACACAAUCUUGGCUUCACCCUGAGCUAUCUGGAUAUAACAUAAGGACCAAAGAUGUUUUGUAUAAAGGCAUUUGUUUUGGAAA